This is a messenger RNA of Orycteropus afer afer, 975 nucleotides long. NCBI's taxonomy places the organism in Eukaryota, Metazoa, Chordata, Mammalia, Tubulidentata, Orycteropodidae. The record is from RefSeq and is a predicted model, not a curated record.
AGCCUGUCGCCGCUGCUGCCGCCGCCAGAUUGUGUCUCAGACUGUCAGAUAAAGCGGCGGGCUGCCGGGGGGGCGUUGAGCACAGCCCGAGCCGGACAUGGCGGCGCUCUACGCCUGCACCAAGUGCCACCAGCGCUUCCCCUUCGAGGCGCUGUCUCAGGGGCAGCAGCUGUGCAAGGAAUGUCGGAUUGCACACCCUGUUGUGAAGUGCACCUACUGCAGGACUGAGUACCAGCAGGAGAGUAAAACCAAUACAAUAUGCAAGAAAUGUGCUCAGAAUGUGCAGUUGUACGGAACGCCCAAACCUUGUCAGUAUUGCAACAUAAUUGCAGCAUUUAUUGGCAAUAAAUGCCAGCGCUGUACAAAUUCAGAGAAGAAGUAUGGACCACCAUAUUCUUGUGAACAGUGCAAGCAGCAGUGUGCAUUUGACAGGAAGGAUGAUAGAAAGAAGGUGGAUGGGAAAUUGCUGUGUUGGCUUUGUACACUUUCAUACAAACGGGUCCUGCAGAAGACCAAAGAGCAGAGGAAGCAUCUGAGCAGCUCUUCCCGUGCUGGCCACCAAGAGAAGGAGCAGUACAGUCGACUGAGUAGUGGUGGCCAUUACAACAGCUUUUCCCCAGACCUGGCUCUAGACUCACCAGGCACUGACCACUUUGUCAUCAUUGCCCAACUGAAGGAAGAAGUGGCCACUCUAAAGAAGAUGCUGCAUCAAAAAGAUCAAAUGAUUUUAGAGAAAGAGAAGAAGAUUACAGAGUUGAAAGCUGAUUUUCAGUACCAGGAAUCUCAGAUGAGAGCCAAAAUGAACCAGAUGGAGAAAACCCACAAAGAAGUUACAGAACAGUUGCAGGCCAAAAACCGAGAACUUCUGAAGCAGGCAGCUGCCUUGUCCAAGAGCAAGAAGUCCGAGAAGUCAGGAGCUAUAACUUCCCCGUGAGAGACCACCAGGAAGGAGGCUCCCCACCAACAGCAGAUGGA